AUGACAGAUACAAGUCUAAUUGAGGAUAAAAUCAAGCUAGCAAUACUAUAUUUCAAAUCACAAGAUUUUGAAAAAGCACUCGGCGCUUACAAUGUAUUGAUAAACCAAUUGAAGAAUCUACCACGAUCUACGAUCAAACAAAUAAGGAAAAGUUACAAUCUACUAGAAACCCCUAUAAUUGGACCAACCAUUCACCCUAAAUUGGGGUCCUUGCUUGACCAAAGAGCAGCAACAUUUGAAAAGUUGAAUCAGCCAGCUAGCGCCUUGAAAGAUGGACGUGAGCUAAUUAAGCUUGAACCGAUAGGAUGUAAAGGUUAUUUACGUACGGGGAAGAUAUUGUAUAGCCUAGAUAAGAAAGUGGAAGCAUACAAAUGCUAUCAAGAAGGGAUAUAUAUUAUUGAGAAAAGCAUUAAGGAUUACAAUAUUACUGUACCGGGAAAACUAUUUACAUCAUUGAAAACACAAUAUAAGGCGUUAAAUGUUGAAUUGAAGCGGAAACGAACCUUAGCUGAAACAAAAAACACAACACUUGUCAAGAAAACUAAAAUACAAACCACCGAUCCAUUUGUUUAUUUCCCAAUUGAUAUUUUGGAAUUGAUUUUCCAGGAUGUUCCAAUGAAACAAAUUUUGAAGUGUCACACUGUUUCCAAAUUAUGGUACUAUACACUAACAUCCAUUCCCAGGCUCUAUGAGUUUAAAUGUAGAACAAAUAUAGCCUUGAAUGAAUUUGUUUCAGGUAUUCGAUUGUUUAGAAAAAUAUGUGCUUACUCGAGUUCCAAACUGAUUGAACAUGUCCGGAUUAACCACGUCUGUAAUAAACAGCAUUUAACAAAAGUGUUAGACGCUUUAAUACGCGAGCAAGGAAUAUUGCCGAGAAAUUUAUCUAUAAUGGAUAAGAAUUUUAAUUUGCAGGUAUUGUUCUAUUUGCUUGCUAAAUCAGGAUGGAAGUUGUUGAACUUUCAGAAUCUAGAAAGUUUGAAAAUAGGGAUCAAUUGCAGUAUAAAGUACGGACAUGCUUUAUUGAAUAUGUUUAGAAAAUUAAGGACAUUAGAAAUUGUUGUGCUUGUUUCUGAAAAAAGUUUGUUGGAUUUGAUUCCUAUUCAGGAUAAGUUAUUUAGAAAGUUUAAAGAUCAGGAAUUGGAAGAGUAUAGUUUGGAACGGUUGCUUUUGGUUAAUCAUCCAAAGCUCUUAAGCGACAAUCCUAACCCCAUAUCACCACAAACAUACAGUCCUUAUCCAGUUUUGCUAAAUCGAGUUUUCCCCGAAUUGACUGAAUUAACAUUGGUAUCAUUUGAUUUCUCCACUACUCUACCACAGUUUGGGGAGUUUCUUAUGCAAACCCCAAAAUUGCAAAAAUUGUACCUCGAAAACAACCAAGCCAUUAAUAUGCUAAUUUUUUUCCAAAUGUUAGUGAACUAUAAACCAGCGUUCAAGUUGCAAGAGUUUACCUUUAGAGAGUCGUCUGUUGUUUCGGCAAUCUCGCUAACUGAGUUCCGUUUGACUGAUUUACCACAGUUGAAAAACUUGCAUAAACUAGAUCUAUACAAGAAUUGCUUAUCAGUGACAGGGUUUUUAAAGAUAUUGAAAAUUAGUGGUAAAUCAAUUAGACAUUUGAACAUUGGCCAUUCGAUUUAUAUUUCGUUUGUUCUUCAUUCGACAAAGAUGAUGUAUCUUUAUGAUAUUUUGAAUAAAUGUCCACAUUUGAGUCAUUUCUGUCUCAGCGACAUGGAUAUUGAUCAACAAGCAAUGGUACAAAUAAAUAAGGAUUUAGAGAGAAUAUCCAGCCACCUCCAAGUGCUCGAUCUUAGUUUUAAUAAAAUUGAUGGUGUCAGCUUAAUCAGGAUGUUUGAAAGGUGUCUUAUUGUAAAUCCUAUAGAACAGAUGGUUUUACACGGAAUGGAUAUUUCAACAGAUACUAUACAAUAUUUGAUCCGUAAGAAGUAUGUGAAGAAUGUUCUUAUGGAUACAUCAAGGUUGAAAUGGCAAGUUUUUGGUGUUAAUAGCUGGGUGCAAGAAAGGAUGUAG
Messenger RNA from Candida dubliniensis CD36, 2025 nucleotides. Its product is annotated as DNA-binding SCF ubiquitin ligase subunit. Bases 1 to 2025 code for a protein of 674 amino acids. Gene Ontology annotation, molecular function: Hsp90 protein binding. NCBI's taxonomy places the organism in Eukaryota, Fungi, Ascomycota, Pichiomycetes, Serinales, Debaryomycetaceae. The record is from RefSeq and is a predicted model, not a curated record. The transcript has a single exon.